AUGGCGUUCUUAAGAACCGGAAACGGAAGCGGAACACUAGACGUGACGCAGCUGGCAGCGCAGCGCGAGCAGCAGAUGGUGCAGCGGUGGCGAUGGCAGCGGGAGCAGGAGGGGCCGUUGGAAAAGGUGGUGGGAGGGGUGCUGAAUCGCCUGCUGCCAGAUGCUCCGGCCAUGGCCGCCCGGGCUGACAUUGUUGCAGUGCUCACCCAAGCUAUUCGCGUCGAGUUUCGUGCCGGGCGUCUGAUUCCCUUCGGCUCCUACGAGAUGGGUCUGUCAUCCAACACAUCAGACCUCGACCUGUCAAUGGAGGUCUCUCCGCACCCGUCUCUCGCUCCCUCGUUUGCUGUGGGCAUGAUGGCCGAGCCGCGCACGAGGGAUGCCAAGAUAGCUGUGCUGCGCCGCGUGGCUGCUGUGAUCCGGAGAAUGGAAAGAGGGUGGAACGAGUCCUCCCUUACACACAAUACCUUCCCUCCUCUCCCACGCUCCUCCAACCGUCCAAGACCUUUCCACCAUCCCCCCUCCUCCCCCCCACCAGUACCUUCCUACCUUCCCCUUUCUCCCUCCCAACACCUUCCCCCUUUCUCCCCCUCCUUCCCCUCUUCCUUCCUCUCUUCCUCCCCCUUCCCUUUCCCCCGUCCGGCCUACGGGGCAGCGGGUCAGGUGGAGUGGGUCGAAGUGGUGUUUCGGGCCAUCGUGCCAGUGGUGGAGCGAGUGGAGGUGGUGUUUCGGGCCAUCGUGCCAGUGGUGAAGUUUGUGCACUCGCGCUCACUCGUGGAGUGCGAUAUCUCCGUGGCCAACCGCGACGGCUUCUUCAAGUCGCGCUUCAUCCGCUUCGUCUCGUCCAUUGACCCGCGCUUCAGACACCUCUGCUUCCUUGUGAAGGCGUGGGCACGCAACGAGGCCAUCAAUGACCCUCGCAACGGCACCCUCAACUCCCUUGCGCUCAUCCUUCUCUGCUCUCUGCACCUCCAGCGGUCCAUCCACCCCCGCCCCCCCUCCCCAUCUGUUCUCCUCCUUUCCCAUACUCGCUCUCCCCCAAUCCUGCCGCCUUUUAAAGACCUCAUGGGCCAAUUUCCAGAGCCUCUGACCAGUGGGCGUGACGCUGUCCCCUUGCCAGAGCAGGAGCUAAUGGAUCGACUGGCACAUGCGGAGAGCAGGGCAGCGCAACUGGCAGAGCAGGGCUAUGGCAAGAGGAACACGGAGUCGCUGCCGCACCUGCUGGCCUCCUUUUUCAUUCAGAUGGCAGCACAGGAGGACCUCUGGGAGCACAUGCUAUGUGCGAGUGUGUACGAGGGCAAAUGGAUACCGCGGGACUUCCCUCAGGAGAAUCAUGUUACUGUCAUGGCUAUAGAGGACUUUUACCACCGCUCGUCCAACUGUGCGCGCACCGUUCGUCCCAAGGAGUUCACCAUCAUCUCAGCCGCCUUCUCCCGCGCUGCCCAGGCGGUCAUGGACGUCCCUUGCCCGCCCCCUUCCCUCUCCUCCGCCUCCUCUCUCGUCGACCUCCUCUUCGGAUUCUCCCCGGUUGAUUUGGAGGAUUCGGGUAAGGAUGAGAGGAACCGGGGGGGGUUGAGCAGGCGGGGAAGGGACGGGGGGUGGGAUGAGAGGGGGGAGAGGGAGGAGAGGGGGGGGAGGGAGGGGAGGCGGAGAGAUCAGAAGCGAGGGAGGGAAUGGAGUGAUGAUGGUGGCGAAGAAGGGCUUGGAGGGAAUAGGGAUCGAUUUGCUGGAAGAGGGGGUGGAAUGCGUGUGGGAGGGAGGCAAGGCAGAUGGGACGAGGAUCGGUGGAAUGGUGGGGAGAGGGGGGUUGGACCUGGUGCGCUAGAGGGGAGCGAGAAGGGGGGGGAUAGGUGGAGGGGUGUGGUGGAGGAGGAAGAGGAGAAGGAGGAUUGGAGGACACGGCCUAUUACCAUCGAUCGGCCAACAAGCACCGAAGCGACAACCACCAUGUGCCUGCCGCUGCCUCUGCUGCACCUCUACAAGGCGCAUGGGCAGUGCGACAAGCACCUUCUCACGACCAUCGCACACCUACUCUUGGGACUUUCCGUCCUUUAG
Closterium sp. NIES-65 is the source of this 2052-nucleotide messenger RNA. Lineage: Eukaryota; Viridiplantae; Streptophyta; Zygnematophyceae; Desmidiales; Closteriaceae. The record is from the annotation of a GenBank genome assembly.